UUAUUCAGGGACACUACCAUUGUUUGGCGUGUACCGACAGGAUACGUGCAACCCAGAGCAUGCUCCCAGGCUGCCUGCCAUGUUUCAUGGGGACGGCUGAAACCAUUUGAAGGAGCCUUGGAUAUCUGGUCGAGUGCUGACACCAAUCUUAACUUCACAAAUUGUCUUUUCUAAUGUGCACAGUUGUAACUUCAAGCUUUACCACACAGAAUUGUCUAAGCCACGCAAUUUUUUAGGGGUUCAAAAAAUUUCAACACAGCAGUAUUUUACUUUUUUGCUAUUUACAGUUCAUAUAAUUUAUUUCACACAGAAUGGCAGACAUGGACAGAAGAAAUCAGACCAGCAGCUAUGAGUUUCUUCUCAUGGGCCUCUCUGAGCGACCAGAGCAGCAGCCUCUCCUGUUUGGGCUCUUCCUGGGCAUGUACCUGGUCGCCGUCCUGGGAAACCUGCUCAUUGUCCUGGCCAUCAGCUGUGACGUGCAACUCCACACUCCCAUGUACAUCUUCCUGGCCAACUUGUCCUUCUCUGACAUCGGUUUCAUCUCUACAGUAAUUCCCAAGAUGUUACAUAAUAUUGACUCAGGAAGUAAACUGAUUUCUUACAGUGAAUGUCUUACACAACUCUAUUUCUUUGGCCUAUUUGCAGAUCUGGACAACUUUCUCCUGGCUGUGAUGGCGCUUGACCGGUACGUGGCCAUCAGCCACCCCCUCCAUUAUACAAUGACCAUGAAUGCCCAAUGCUGUAUCCUGUUGGUAGCUGGGGCAUGGGUGGUUACUACCCUCCAUGCCCUAGUGCAUACCCUCCUAGUGACCAGGCUCUCUUUCUGUGGUCCCAACAUCAUCCCCCAUUUCUUCUGUGAUCUGGUCCCCCUCCUCAAGCUGGCCUGCUCCAGUACUUACGUGAAUAACCUGGUGCUCUUCCUUGUGGCAGGAACACUGCUAAUUGGACCCUUUGUCUGCAUCCUUACAUCUUACUUUUACAUUGCAUUGGCUGUUCUAAGAAUUGAUUCCCCAAAGGGUAAGCAAAAGGCCUUCUCCAACUGCACCUCCCACCUCUCUGUGGUCUCUCUGUUUUACGGUACAGCUACUGGGGUCUAUUUAUGUCCUCCAUCAUCACACUCAGGUGGAAACAGCACAGUCUUCUCAGUGAUGUACACAGUGGUCACCCCCAUGCUGAACCCUUUCAUCUACAGCCUGAGAAACAGGGAUAUGAAGGAGGCCCUGGGAAAACUACUCAGAAGAAAAACACUCCAACAGUCUUUUUAGGACCUUAACGUCAUCAUUCCAAGACUCAGAACUGAGAGUCGAAAAUUGGGCUCCUAAGAGUCCAACCACUGUAGCUUCUCUGAACCCGAGACUUUUCUUUCUCUCGUGUUUAUAUUUCAAAGCGCAGAUUGAUGUCUGAGGACAGGGAGGGGGGACCAGUGAUAUCAGUAACCUCCAACCAUCUUUGUGAAGUGCCUUUGCUUUGAGUAGUUUACUGCCCACCGCCACAUGGUUCUUGUUUAUUUUUACUCGAUGGUUAAGAGAAGUCCACACGUGGGGCCUGUACACAUGUAAAAUAAAAAUAAAAGUCCAAAUUUUUACUCAGCUCAAGUUAUAAAGGAACUAUGGAAGACAGAUAUCUCUAACCCAGGAAUAAAAGAUUCAUCACGUCUAGUAGGAUGAUAUACAAAGGAAGUAAUCUGAUACUCCACACUUAAACAGGCAGUGUUCUACAGAAGAAGAACGAAGCUUUAAGUCCUGGGUUCCAGGGCCAGCUUUGCCAUUAACAAACUGUAUGACUGUUACAUAACCACUUGAUGUCUCUGAGCCUUGGUUUCCCCAUGUUCAAAUUAAAGUAAUUGGAUUACAUGAGUCUAAGCCCCUUCACACAUAUACCCUAGUUCUAAUUAUAUUUAGUGUUACAGUGACAAGAACUCAAGACUUCAAGUCAGAAGUUACAAGUCAGAACCAAAAGCCUACCACGUACAUACUAUGUAACUUGAGGCACAUUCUUUAUCUCAGUCCUUCUUUCUUAUUUCUGCAAACCUGGAAGAACAACUGCAUCACAGGGUUCCUCUGAGUCACAGACACUACAUGAACUGACUUGGAUCACAGUUAAGUGCCCUGUACACCACGCUUAGGUUGUUUCCCUAUCUUGACUGUCGUGAACAAGGCUGCAAGGAACAUGGGGGCCAUGUAUGUGGUUACUGUGAGGUUAAGCAACAUAACAAGGGUUUGAGCACUUUAAACAAAGUGCCUGACACAUAGUUAACACUCAACAUGUGUGCUUUCAGUGAUGUCUGUGUCCAUAUGUGUUUCAGGUUUUUGAGCACUGACUGAUACAAGAUCUGAUAAGAAAUGUCACAUUUUACUUUCUGGGGAAACUAAUGAUUUGUGUCCUCAGAAUAAAUACCACAUAAGUAAAAGAAAAAAUGUCCAUCCAAGCUGGAUACUGAGGACAGUUAGAGAUUAUGAGUCAGAUCAAGAAGGAAAACAAAAGAAUAUCAAUAUCUCUUUAUCCCAUGUAAGUCAAUUUUUAAAAAAACA
This is a messenger RNA of Phyllostomus discolor (pale spear-nosed bat), 2531 nucleotides long. RefSeq names its product olfactory receptor 1361-like. Lineage: Eukaryota; Metazoa; Chordata; Mammalia; Chiroptera; Phyllostomidae. The record is from RefSeq and is a predicted model, not a curated record. Gene Ontology annotation, biological process: G protein-coupled receptor signaling pathway. Gene Ontology annotation, molecular function: olfactory receptor activity; G protein-coupled receptor activity. The transcript has a single exon. Gene Ontology annotation, cellular component: membrane. Bases 312 to 1265 code for a protein of 317 amino acids.